Verruconis gallopava is the source of this 1511-nucleotide messenger RNA. RefSeq lists its product as uncharacterized. The coding region runs from base 153 to 1208 and encodes 351 amino acids. The transcript has a single exon. The record is from RefSeq and is a predicted model, not a curated record. Lineage: Eukaryota; Fungi; Ascomycota; Dothideomycetes; Venturiales; Sympoventuriaceae.
AUGCCUCGGCAUAUGGCUUUCCGCACCUUGAAGCUGUUUAACAAAAUGCUGAGCAGCAACUUUCACUUCAUUAUCGAUGGCGAAGAGCUAGACUCAAUAAAGUACACGGGAUUAGUACAAUCUAGCUCAUACUCGGCAUACCCUCCUCCGCCAUGGCAACCAACAAUCCUCUUGAAAACAUCUACUCAGCGUCGUCACCAACAAUAUCUUCCACGGUGCACGCAAUCGCGGGAAUUCUAACCACUGUCUAUGGUCUGCGUGAAUUACCGUCUGAUAUCAAAGAGCUUGCUGUUCUAUGGUUACUACACCCUCGUCUACAGGAUCAAACUUCAAUGGCUCCAAUCGCUGCAGAUGCGAUCAACCAUUGGAACGCUCGCAAUGACCGUGGCAAGAAAGGUCUGAUUGCAGUAUCUUUCGACCAACGCAAUCACGGUUCUCGCCUUGUGAACAAACUUGCCAACGAAGCAUGGCGCCAGGAAAACCCACGCCACGCGCAAGACAUGUAUUCCAUCUACCAAGGAACAGCCAUGGACACAUCCCUCCUACUUACACAUCUUCCAUCAUACCUACCACUGCACCUCCCACAACCUGCUGAGCACCUCGUUCUUGGAGUCUCGCUGGGUGGUCACGCAGCUUGGCAUUGCCUGCUCCAGGAACCGCGCAUAACCGCUGGUGUUGUGGUCAUCGGUUGCCCAGACUUCUCGAGGCUCAUGCUGCAGCGAGCAGAGAAGUCACGUCUCAAGACGUUCGGGCCCAACUUCUUGGGCUCGCCUGAUUUUCCGCCUGCGCUUGUGCAAGCUGUAUGCGAAUCCGAUCCAGCAGGCCUACUCCUCCCGCCGGAGAUGAGGGCUCCCGCGCAGGUGCACGAUAUUGUGCCCUUCACGUUUGCGAGAGAGCGUCUGUCUACCCUCCUAAGCGCAACCCUGGGCAACAAAUCAAUUCUCAAUCUUUCCGGCGGGGCAGACAAGUUGGUUCCCUAUGCUCAGAGCGAGACAUUCUUGAGGUUCCUCAAGGCUGCUAUUGACCCUGAGAAAGGCUGGUGGAAGAACAACGGUGUCGUACUCGAGGACAAAAUCUUUGAUGGCAUCGGCCACGAGUACACGCAUGAGAUGAGAGACGUAUCAGUCAAAUUCAUUGCCGAUGUGUUGGCUGGAAAGGUCAAAAAUGCAGCAGGAAGUAACACGUCAUCUAAGGUGAGCAAGAUCUAACUCUCAGUGAGGAUGACUAGAAACAUAAAAACAAACGUACAGAGAGGAUAGGAAAGAAAACAUAAGAUUAUAUGUAAAAACCACUCCACAUCAGCUUCUACUGUACAUAGCAUCCCAUGCAUGGAACAAGCACACAGUGUAUGCCACACAGCAACGAGCAAACAAAACGGCAUUUUGUCGAGUCAAAAGCGACAAUCCAUUUCACCCCUUCCUCCUCGAAAAUCAGAAAAUAUUAGAACUAUAUGAACAGAUUCUCCUUUCCACCACUUUCCACUUUCUCUGCAAUUGAUGGGCACAAAAAGG